Molecule: messenger RNA, 802 nt
Organism: Ricinus communis (castor bean)
Lineage: Eukaryota; Viridiplantae; Streptophyta; Magnoliopsida; Malpighiales; Euphorbiaceae
Product: RING-box protein 1a
Exons: 5
Coding region: 102-452 (116 amino acids)
Biological process (GO): ubiquitin-dependent protein catabolic process; protein ubiquitination
Cellular component (GO): cullin-RING ubiquitin ligase complex; nucleus
Molecular function (GO): zinc ion binding; cullin family protein binding; ubiquitin protein ligase activity
Source: RefSeq, a predicted model, not a curated record
UCGUAUCGUUACCCUUCCAUUCUCUCCCUUGGCUAUUUACACGCUCCUAAUUAGAUCCGUGAGACCUAAUCCUCUCUGACGAACUAAAUAUCUCCGUGAAGAUGGACACAGACGUAACCAUGGUUCCCGCCGGCGAGGCUAGCUCUAGCGCCGCCGGACCUUCAUCUUCCACAAAGAAGCCUAAGCGAUUCGAAAUAAAAAAGUGGAAUGCUGUCGCUCUUUGGGCCUGGGAUAUUGUUGUGGAUAACUGCGCAAUUUGUAGAAACCACAUCAUGGAUCUCUGUAUUGAGUGCCAAGCGAAUCAAGCAAGUGCUACAAGCGAGGAGUGCACUGUUGCCUGGGGUGUAUGCAACCAUGCUUUCCACUUCCACUGCAUCAGUCGAUGGCUCAAAACCCGCCAAGUGUGCCCUCUUGAUAAUAGUGAGUGGGAAUUCCAAAAGUAUGGCCACUAGAUUCUUUGGCAACAAGCAGGGCAUAUGGGUCAAACUUUUGAAGUUUUGCCUAAAUCAACACCUGGGAGUAAAAAAUGCCAGAAAGACGAGAUGUGUGGCCAGUAACUCUAUUGUAAUAGAUCUUUAUAUCUAGCGUUUUGGAUGACCAACAUGGUUUUUGUUUCUGAAAUUUCCUGGCAGUCUCUGGACCCAAGUUCUGGGGUCAGAUGUGCAGUUUCCUUAUGCACAGUAUUCCAUUUUAUGAUAUUGUUAUGACCUAUUUUUGUGGGUGCUUUAGCUCAGAAUGGAGUUCUAAUCUCUAUUGACGCCGAGGUCAAUUGUUAAAAUGCAUAUUUACUGAUUAUUUGCUA